AUGGCGGGGAUGCAAGGCAGAAACGUGGAUCAACAGCAAGGUGCAGGAUCUACAGGCUCAGCGGUGCCGCCUGCAGGACUGCGGAGGGGCCUCACAAACCCUUCAGAGGGACUUGAAAGACUUCGAGAACACCCUAAUUCAGCUCAACCAGAUGGGCGAGCAGCUGAUCUGCAAGCAGAACCCCGCUUCAGAUGUCGUAAGGAAGCAGCUCGACCAGCUCAGGGACCGGUGGCAGAUCCUCAACAGACAGCCACCAAUCAGACGAGAGUCCUGGGCAAUGCCAAGACCCUGCAGGACUUCAACCAAAAAGUGGACCAUCUGGAAGCAUGGAUUAAAGAAAAGCAGGAAGAGGAGCAGCGGCUAGUAAAUGUCAUUGCAGAAAACGUGGACAAAAUGCAGCUGACCAGGAGAAUUUUAGAUCUAAAACAGGAUGAGCAGCGCUACAGAAACCUCCAUGAGGAGAUCAACCACUUGGCCCUCAAACUGGAGAAACAAGGGAAGACAGAUGGCAAAAACAUCUCCAGCAGAAGGAAACACAUCAAUAAAAUGUGGCUGAAGGUCCAGUCUCAUCUGAAAAACUAUCACGAAACUCUACAGCUGGCGCUGGAGGUGUCCUCCUUCUACCAACAGGCUGAUAACACAUUGUUUGCUAUUAACAACAUGAUGAAAAACAUAUCUGGAUCCAAAGGCCCUGACAGCUUCGGAAACAGAGACAUACGCGAAAUAGCGAGUCAGAUCAUGAUGUUAGAUGUGAGCGUGUCCCAGUUGUCUAAUGUCCAUCCUGUCCUGGCUGCUGGUGUCACACAGAAGCAAAGUGAGGUGAAGGAAUGCUGGACACUUCUUCAGACAGUUUUCAGGAGUGACAGGACCGCGCUCUCUCCCACUGGCUCCAUAUUCACCAGGGAAAAUGUUGACCCUCUGACACUGGCCAGAGUGCACCAGCACAAUGUGGGAAAGGAGACCCAAAGGAUCAUGGGAAAGGAGGUGAAGGAGGAGCAGAACUGCCUGAAAGGCUGUGUGAGUACUUUGGAUUGUGGGAGCAGCACAACCCCGAGCAGCCAAAGCCAGGACCAUCAAUCAGUGAGCCACACCUCAUCACCCACUGGAGACAGCCAAGCCCACACGAAUGAUGUCAUUGUCAGACAUUUGAGAAGAGAAAGCUUGGAGCCCGUAACUGACCCGAAGCUCGCAGCCGCUCCGCGGGGCCACCCACAGCUUCACGUACAGCUCCAGAAGUUCACUGUGUCUGCUGACAAGACCCUCAGCUGGCUGAAAGACAACGUGUCCAUGGCCACACAGGUGUGUUCAAUGUCCAGCUUUGAAGGGCUGGAAGCAGCCAAGAAGUGUCAUCAUGCUCUGGAACAAGAAAUCCUCAACAACAGAGUCAGGAUAGAGGUGGUCAAAAGGGAGGGCCGCGGUCUGAUCCGUGCACAGCACCCAGGCAGUGCCAAGAUCGAGGAGUUCCUUGGCCAACUGGAAGUGCUGUGGGAAGAACUGCGGAGAAGGCACCAGAGGAAUGCCGUGUUUCUACAGGCCUCAGAGGAGCUUGGCUUUCGGGUUGUAAAAGUGCUGCAGGCUCUCGGCAGCUUGGAGGCCUGGCUGGAGUCGGUGGCGCUUUCCCUGAAGGAAUCCUCGCUCGCCAGGGACCCAGAGACAAUGAGCAAAGCCGAGAAGGAGAGCUCUCUGCUGGAGAGGGAGGUUGCAGCACGCAGCCUGGAGCUGAGUGCUCUGAGGCAGGAAGUGGACCGGCUCCAAGGCCACACUCACCCGCAUACACCAGGCUUGGCAGCCCGUAUGGACGAUGUGGAAAGAAAGUACUAUCGGGUCCAAAGUGCCCUGACCCAACAGAGCUCAAAGCUCCAAGACACACGAAUGCUAACUGAGUUCCUGGAGCGAGUGGAGCUGGAGGAGAGUCAGAAGUUCAGAAAUACUCAGUACAACCUUAGCCAGCCGUUCCACGGUGAGAUUUCCUCAACUCCUACCUUCCUUGGGCGCCAAAGCACUGGCGGCGGUGAGCCCUUGAUUGAAAGCAUGGGAGACCCUGUGGAGGAACUUCGAGAGGCUGUGGAGAUGCUGAAUGACACAGUUAGGGAAAGGGGUCGCUCGCAGAGCCACGACCAGGCCGUCCAGGAGCUGCUGAGCAAGCACGCCGGCCUGGCCGUGCGCGUGGAGGAGCGCCUGUGCCGCAGCAAGGAGCUCCGCCUGGACAUCUUAGAAAAGGAGACGGACAUGGCCAUCCAGUGCGAGCCAGACCGCUGUGGCGUGGAGGCUCUGCAGGAGAAGCAGGACCACCUGGAGACUGACUAUGAACUCAUCAGGGAGGAGGUGAAGAAGAUGGAGGAGCAGGCCGCGCGGUUGAAAGAGCUGUGCCCGGAGAGAAUGUGUGCACUCGGUGCUAAGAUCCAGACUGUGCUGCAGGCCUGGAUUGAGCUGGAAAAGAGUGUGACGGAGAACAAAGCACGUUUGCAAGAGUUCAUGCAGCUCCAGGACUUCUUCAGGAGCUACCUCACGCUGAUCUCAUGGACAGAAGACACCAGGUCAAGCAUUUUCUCAGAUACUGCCUUACAUCUGGGCAAAGACGGGCAGAAGCCGCUGGCUGCAGAGCUGGAUAUGCAGAUUGAGCAAAGGUUUAAGGAGUUCGAUGAGCUAGCCACCGUGGGAAAGAAUCUUUUAGACAAAGAACACCACCUGACUCAGAUGGUGAAAGAACGCAUGGAAGAACUGAGAAGUAUGCUCGGAUGGAUCGCAGUGCACUGGAGGGCUCAGAAAAAACAGCGGCUUCACAAAAUGAGAAGACAGGAGGCUUCAGAAGACAAUAUUUACUCUGAGGCCACACUCUGCUCCCCACUAACUCAGUGUCCUCACCAGCCUGCAGACAUCAACCCCUACGAAGACAAACAAAAGACAGCAGGAGACAGUCAGACCUCGGCUCUGAGACAAAAUGAGCAGCAGGAUGAGAAGCAGCUGGAGGACGGCUACGAGGUGAUGAACAGUAUUGAAGGUCUAAGUGGUGAGACCAACUCUUCAGAGUCUCCAAAACCCUCCAUCCUGUUCCUGAAAGAGCCCAGUAGUCCGACUCUAGGCGGUACAGUCAACCUCAUCCUUAGCUUUAGUAAUGCAGAGGACAGCAAAGCUCAGGUGGUCGAGUCUCCUGCCAGGAUGGAUGAGGUGGUGGAGGAGACAGCUGAACCUGUCCACAGGCCCUCUGUACCUCAGUCCUUUCCUCGUAAAAACUUUUGGAGACGCUGCCAGGGGCUUUUGGAAAAUACUUUGGGUAGUUUAAAGAGAAAGAGAAAGAUUUAUUGGCAGAGUGCAAAUGAGGUAAGUACCUAUUUGCAUGUCAAGGAUAACAACUUGGCUGUUGCCCCUGUGUCUCCUGUGUAUGAGAGUAUCUCCUUGCCCCGCCAAAAAAGACGCUCUACAACCUCGGCCUCCCCUACUCUUGUGCCGUCCUCCUCUUCAAUAUUGUCUUCAGAGGUAGCACCUCAGAUGACCAAUGUAACCUUUCAGCCAUUCACGAAGGCCGGUAACAGCUCCAUCUUCAGCAGCCUGAAGAGAAUAGGCAAGAAGAGGAAGCGAAAGAGAGAUGCUCGCAGGCACACUAUCCAAAGAAUCAUGGGGGUGGAAGAGCAAACAGACGAGAUGCCUCAACGUACCUGUGAGAUGAUUGCAUAUGAUACACGCACUUGGCCAUUGAAGGAAGAACGUCGGAAGAAGACUUCUUCGAAAAGUCUAGCCAGUGGGAAUGCUGUUAAAUCUAUAGCCUACAUGAAGAAUCCAUUACUGAAGGAUAUCGAUUCAGAGUGCUCAGGAGAGUACAGCAUUACCCCAUAUGCCAUAUCAGACGGGCCUUCUGCUGUGGCGCCUACAUGUCAGGUGAAAAGCCACUGUAGGUUCCUCUCUUUGGGCUCUGUGUUAAGUUUUGACCUACCUAAGGACAUGACCCUCAUCCCUAGUAUUCAGGACAUCAUUACAAUUGGCCCACCAGAGUCCAUGAAAGGAGCAGGGACUGAUUCUGACCCACACUCCCAAAGAAACACAGCCCUAAGCUCUUUUAAACAUACUCGAACCACUCCUGCGUCCAAAAACAAUUUAACAGAAAUCAAUCGAGCUGCAAGCUGUCCCGAAACACAGAGUCCAGAGGUUGUUUUGGAAGAUGUGACUGAUAUGAAUAAAAGUUUCCAAACAACACCAUCGACUUCCCUGGCAGAACAUGAGGAUCAAUCUGUAGCAAGUAAUGACCCAUCUAAAACCCAGCUGAGAUGCAGUCGGACUGUCAGUCUGCAAGAAGACACAGAGCAGGAGUGGGGCAAAGUCUUAGCAAACCGUGAGUCGUGUUUUGCUGAAAGGGAUGAAACCAGACAAUUAUCCCAGCAGCCUCUGUAUGUCAACCAAUCACAUGGCACAGCCAGACAUAAGCAUGUGUGUCCAAGUGUCCAUACUCAAAUCCGAGACCUUAAUGGACACCAGUACCAUAAACACAUAAGUCCCCAGGGUGUGUGUGAAGAAAACCCCAGAAUCCAGUGUCUGAGCCAAGCUUCUCACAUGAUAGUGAACCUGAAAUCAACAAAGAGUGUCAGUGUUCGACAGGAUUCACUGGACUCUGGAAUUUCCUGUUCUGGCAGCUUUAAGCUCUGCAAUGAUGCCCCGUUUCCUGAUAAUGCCCAACCCAUAGGGGUAGUAGGGAAGCUCAUGUCUCUAGAGGUGGGACAUAUAGACUGCACUAAAACAAGAGAGGACACUGUAACACCCUUACUUUCAUCUUUGCACUCAUCUCCAGACUCAGCAGAGCUGGACACAGACCCUGUCCACCUUGACCACCAACAGUUUGAAGAGGAAGAAGAGGAACUGGAGGACAUCUGGAACCAAACCAAUGAUUACAGACAGAGUAUCUGCUCAGACAUCAUGUACCAACCCACCCAAGAUGACUGUCCUGUGGUCUCUGACCCAUCCAAAGACUCCCUUUCUUGCUCACAUUCACCUAAGGACCAGUCUGUGUGCUUCAGGAACCUGGUCACAGCAUCAGCACCCAACCUUUUUGUGGCUGAGUUCAGACUGCCAUCCUAUAUCCAGAGCUUGCUGGGUUAUGACAAGGAGCAUAGUCCCAAAGGUCACCACCCUCCAAUGGUCAAAGCAGACAGGAGGUCCUGGGCAGCGUUUCCCAACAGGGAGCAAACCAAUCAGCCUUCAGUGGUAGUGAAUGAAACGGCAUCUGAUACAGUGAAGCUGCCAGAUGUUGUGGACAAUCAGAGAUACAUUUACCACUACAGAGAGAAUGAAGAGGAGGACGAAGAGGAGGAGGCAAAGGUGGGGGAAAAGGUGGACAAGCACACAGGUUGUUUGCAGGAUCAGUCAGUCAGUUUACUGUCGGUUCACAUGGGUUUGGAUGCAACAUUUCAGCAACGGAAAAACUUGGAAGACAAAGAGAAGCAAGAAGAAACGACAGCCACAGGAGGGCGCCGUGUCACAAUGUGUGGAAAGCCUGAGCUGCAGAUGAUGGAGGGAACACUUGAAAGGAAGCACAAGCUGCAGCUGGGAGGAAAGAAAGCAGCCUCCAGAGGCUGGAACUCCUACCAUGCUGUCCUACACAGACACACCUUGUGCUUCUACCUGGACAGAAAGGACAUAUUAAGAAGUUCAGCGUGCGGCAUGCCACUGAAUCUCAUAGGAGCCGAGUGUUCACUUGCACCAGAUUACACCAAAAAGCCCAACUGCUUCCGACUGCGACUGCGUGAUGGGUCUGAAUAUCUGAUUAAUGCCUCCUCACGGUUCAUGAUGAAGAAAUGGAUGAUGAAAAUACAAGCAAGCACAGUUCUGAGUGAAUCCAUGUCAAGUGUUCAAAAGCUUCCUGUUGCCCUAAAACCUUCUAAUUGCACCACCUGUCACAGUCUGACAAAAUGCUGCUGCUCCUCCGGACAAGAUUUCACCGCAACGUUACCGUGGUGCAAACCACUGGGUGGCUCCGCCCAAGCCAAAGAGAUCAUCGUCCUCACCAGAGAGUUCAGUCACAUGUCACAGAGUCAUUUAAGAAGGUUGGAUGAGCACUCGAUGAUCUCAUCUUCACAUGGGGGGUGCUGCGAUGAAGGUGUCAGUUUGAAACAGACAGUGAGUCACAGACUGUCUGGAGGAUCCAGAGACAGCACCUCCUCCUCCCCCUCCUCCUCUUCCUCCUCCCAUCAAGACCCUGUAAGCAGCACUCAGGACUGUGGCAGCAUCAAGCGUCGCUCCCACUCAUUCACAUCAGCAACUUAUCAGAAGAUCAAGCCUGUGUGGCACAUGCCUGGAAGCAUGGGCCAGGAAAGAGGCUCCAACUACUGUGUGACUCUGGUAGUCGCAGACAAAUCAUUAGAAAGCACAUCGGUUAGCGGGAGCUGUGAUCAGGACUCUGCUGUGAGGAACUAUGCCACACUACCACAACCACGCAACAAGUCUGUCUUCAAGAAGUUCUUUGGGAAAAAAGACCCCUGAGUUUCCACUAAAGGCUUUCACACACAAAGAUUUUUAGAAAAAAAAAAUCUGGUGUGCAGCGCGUGGAAGUCCAAUAGCAAUUAAAACAACUACUGACUGUAUUUAUGUCGGAAAGAGUUACUGUGGUUUUAUUUUCAAUUUUGCAAUUUGAAAAAUCACACCUUAUUACAUCUGAGACACCAGCUUUAUUCCUAUCCUGUUUUUUUUCCCUUUGUUCUCAUACUGUGUGCGUGUGCACUGUGUAGACGUAGAUUUGAUGAAUGACAUUUUAGCACCAGUGUUGUGUAUUUUUGGAACAUUGUGUUUGGAUUGUGUGUACAGUAAAUCCACCUGCUCAGUCAAGAAGUAGUUGAAGGAGAAGUUGGACAUUUGUCAGAGUAGGCUUUAUUUUAUUUUUUUUGCAGGGGGUCAUCCUUUCUCUUGGGACAAAAAUGAAUUUAAAUGGUACAUUAUUGAUUUAAAUGGUAAACACCAGCGUAAGCAAGCAGAAGUUAACAAGCUAAUUAAUGUUAUUGGGCGGUGCAAUAAAAAUGGCUAACGAGGCUCAUCUCUGAGCAUGGUGCUAAUUUCAAGAAGUUCAAAAUUUAGCAA
This is a messenger RNA of Thalassophryne amazonica, 7059 nucleotides long. RefSeq lists its product as uncharacterized. The coding region runs from base 1 to 6468 and encodes 2155 amino acids. Gene Ontology annotation, biological process: muscle cell development; actin cytoskeleton organization. Gene Ontology annotation, cellular component: plasma membrane; cell junction; cortical actin cytoskeleton. The transcript is spliced from 32 exons. NCBI's taxonomy places the organism in Eukaryota, Metazoa, Chordata, Actinopteri, Batrachoidiformes, Batrachoididae. Gene Ontology annotation, molecular function: phospholipid binding; actin filament binding. The record is from RefSeq and is a predicted model, not a curated record.